Molecule: messenger RNA, 1801 nt
Organism: Tinamus guttatus (white-throated tinamou)
Lineage: Eukaryota; Metazoa; Chordata; Aves; Tinamiformes; Tinamidae
Source: RefSeq, a predicted model, not a curated record
GCAGUCAAGCCGGCAGAUGUCCACCAUGCGCUCCGCUCAGAUCUUCUCCUCUGCCCUCUCCGAGAUGCAGAAGUUCUACGGGAUCACAGUCACUGGUGUCCUGGAUGAGGAGACCAAAAUGUGGAUGAAGCGUCCCCGUUGUGGGGUCCCAGACCAGUUUGGUGUCCAGAUGAAGUCCAAUAUGCGGCGGAAGCGAUACGCGCUCACGGGGCGGCGCUGGAGCCAGAACCAUCUCACCUUCAGCAUCCAGAACUACACGGAGAAGCUGGGCCGGUACCACUCGUACGAGGCCAUCCGCCAGGCCUUCCGGGUGUGGGAGAAGGCCACGCCGCUGGUUUUCCAGGAGGUGCCUUACGAGGACAUCCGGCUCAAGCGGAAGAAAGAGGCUGACAUCAUGGUGCUCUUUGCCUCCGGCUUCCACGGAGACAGCUCCCCCUUCGACGGCGUCGGGGGCUUUCUGGCCCACGCCUACUUCCCUGGCCCGGGCAUGGGAGGGGACACGCACUUCGACUCGGAUGAGCCCUGGACGCUGGAGAACACGGACGUGUCUGGGAACAACCUUUUCUUGGUGGCCGUGCACGAGCUGGGACACUCGCUGGGCCUGGAGCACUCCAGCAACCCCAGCGCUAUCAUGGCCCCCUUCUACCAGUGGAUGGACACGGAGAACUUCCAGCUGCCCGAGGACGAUCUCAAGGGCAUCCAGCAGCUGUACGGUACUGCAGAUGGGCGCCCUCAGCCCACCAAGCCCUUGCCCACCGUGACGCCCCGGAGACCCGGCAGACCUGACCAGAGACCCCCCAAGCCGCCCCCGCCGGGCAAACCAGAGAGGCCCCCCAAACCCGGCGGCCCAGACCGGCCUGACCAGUAUGGUCCCGACAUCUGCGACGGGAACUUCGACACAGUGGCGGGGCUGCGGGGGGGGGGCGGUCGAUGGUUCUGGAGGGUUCGGCACAACCGGGUGCUGGACAACUACCCCAUGCCCAUUGGGCACUUCUGGCGGGGCCUGCCUGGGGACAUCGAUGCCGCCUAUGAGAGGCACGACGGGAGAUUUGUCUUCUUUAAAGGGGACCGGUACUGGCUUUUCCGAGAAGCCAACCUGGAGCCCGGCUACCCGCAACCCCUGAGCAGCUACGGGCAGGGCAUCCCCUACGACAGCAUCGACACCGCUAUCUGGUGGGAGCCCACGGGGCACACGUUCUUCUUCCGCGGGGACAGAUAUUGGCGCUUUAACGAGGACACCCGCUCGGUGGACCCCGGCUACCCGAAGCCCAUCUCCGUGUGGGUGGGCAUCCCCCCCUCGCCCAAGGGUGCCUUUCUCAGCUCGGAUGCUGCCUCGACCUACUUCUACCGCGGCACAAAGUACUGGAAGUUCGACAACGAGCGGCUCAAGACGGAGCCGGGCUAUCCCAAAUCCAUCCUGCGGGACUUCAUGGGCUGCCACACAGAGCUGCUCCCCGACCCCAACCCCCGAUGGCCCGACGUGGACCGGCCGCCCUUCAACCCCGAUGGGGACGGAGGCGAGAGAAACGCCGAUGAGGACAAGGCGGAGGAGGAAGAGGAGGAGUGGGAGGAGGAUUACGGCGUGGGCGGCCCCGGAGCGGGCGGCGACGUGGACGUGGUGGUGCACAUCGACGAGUACGCGCGCACCAUGAGCGUCGUCAUGGUGCUGGUGCUGCUGGUGCUGCUGCUCUGCAUCCUCGGCCUCAUCUAUGUCAUCGUGCAGAUGCAGCGCAAGGGAGCGCCCCGCAUGCUCCUCUACUGCAAGCGCUCCCUGCAGGAGUGGGUCUGAGCCCCCCGGCCC